AUGGCCAAUCUUCUGAGUUAUGUGUUAUUCCUGGCGCUCCGCGCAUACGCCGCUCCUCCAGAGUACAUCCAGCGGUGGCCCGACGGCUUCACACCGGCUCCCGGAGAUCCCUCAAACGAUUCAGUCACUCCGUCACUGAUCCCGCCCCCGGGAUCCUCCAAACACCCACCCCACAGCAUCAUCAUCGGCGUCCGUAAGGGAGGCACCCGAGCCCUGCUGGAGAUGCUGGAUAUCCAUCCUGAAGUGGCGGCAGCUGCCACUGAAGUCCACUUCUUUGAUUGGGAUGAGAACUACAGUAAGGGUUUUGAUUGGUAUCGAGAGCAAAUGCCGUACUCCUACCCGACUCAAAUCACAAUUGAGAAAACACCGGGGUAUUUCACAUCUCAAGUGGCGCCGGCGAGGAUCCACGCGAUGAAUUCAUCUAUUAGGCUCUUGCUGAUCCUUCGGGAUCCCACCGAGCGGGUGAUCUCGGAUUACACGCAGGUCUAUUUCAACCGGCUGGAGAACCACAAGCCCGUGCAGGCCAUCGAGAACAUGCUGGUGAAGAACGGAGCGCUGAAUACGCGCUAUAAAGCCAUCCAGCGCAGUCUGUACGAUGUGCACAUGAGGAACUGGCUCCAGCACUUUCCCCUGGAGCAGAUCCAUAUUGUUGAUGGAGACACGCUGAUCCACGACCCGCUCCCGGAGCUCCAGAGAGUCGAGCGCUUCUUAGAUCUGCCGCCGCGGAUUGAAGCCUCCAACUUCUACUUUAACCAAACUAAAGGCUUCUACUGCAUCCGCAGCGAUGGUCACGAGCGCUGUUUGCACGAGUCGAAAGGGCGUCCGCAUCCUCCGGUGAACAGUAAUGUGCUGCGGCAGCUGCGCUCGUAUCUGCGCCAACACAAUCGGAACUUCUACCGGCUCAUAGGACGCACUUUUAACUGGCAGUAA
Danio rerio (zebrafish) is the source of this 930-nucleotide messenger RNA. RefSeq names its product heparan sulfate (glucosamine) 3-O-sulfotransferase 1-like1 (gene hs3st1l1). Gene Ontology annotation, molecular function: [heparan sulfate]-glucosamine 3-sulfotransferase activity; sulfotransferase activity. Lineage: Eukaryota; Metazoa; Chordata; Actinopteri; Cypriniformes; Danionidae. Gene Ontology annotation, cellular component: Golgi apparatus; Golgi lumen. The record is from RefSeq and is marked provisional. Gene Ontology annotation, biological process: heparan sulfate proteoglycan biosynthetic process; glycosaminoglycan biosynthetic process.